UUUGAUCUUAAACCAAACACUGCCCAGGUUUCCCUGACGAACUUCUACGAAGAUAAUGCUUUCUUUUCUAAUUAUUGGCAAAAAAUAUCUUACCAAUCUACCUUUCAAUCCUUUGUUCGAUUAUGUUUUUAUAUGUUUAACAUAAAAAAUAUACACACAUACACGUAUUAUCCUGCUUUCACACAAAGUUCCGCAUUUCACAUAAAGUUUAAAUGUUUUGAAAAUAAAAAUGGCGACGCGCAUGAUAGCGAGAAACGUUGUGAGUUAUCUUAAAGCGAAGCCUUUUCCUGAACGAUCUUGUCAGCUAGUAACAGGUUGUCAGACAUCUGAAAACUGCAGACACCGGUCGACUAGCCUAGAUUGCUCCAAACCCACUGGACUCAUUGGUCACUAUGACAGUCUGGUGCACUCGGGGUUGCUUCUUGAAGACAGUCUGCAGAAAGCUGCACUUUGGCAGCUUGAGACGUUGCAUGGAGAAAUGGCAAGAUAUACCAACCUGCCUCUUUCUCUUCCAGAGAACAGGAAUGACGGAGACAAAGAGUCUAAAAUAUCUCAAUCGGAGCAUGGAGUUGAGACCGAGGAAAAGGAUGGUUCGAAGCCGCCUCCCCCUCCUGGAUGCUACAUUCACGGUGGCGUUGGCACGGGGAAAACAAUGCUGAUGGACAUGUUUUACUCCCAUGUAGAAAAUCCCAGGAAAAAAAGACUACAUUUUAACGCCUUUAUGUUAGACAUACACCAAAGGAUCCACCGCCUGAAGCAGAAUCUGCCGAAGCGAAGCUUGGGUGAACUGACAAAGCACGACCCCGUCUUCCCUGUUGCCAUGGAGAUCAGCGCAGAAACCUGCCUCUUAUGCCUGGAUGAGUUUCAGGUGACUGACGUUGCCAGUGCCAUGAUUCUGAAGCAGCUGUUCCUCGGAUUGUUCUCAUGUGGCGUGGUCCUCGUGGCCACCUCAAACCGACCACCAGAAGAACUCUACAAAAACGGUCUUCAGAGGGCUGCUUUUGUGCCUUUCAUUGAUGUGCUCAAGGAGCGUUGCCGUGUCGUUAGACUGGACUCCGGGCGAGACUACCGCAAGAGGGAGAUGGAAACGGCGGGAACACUUUAUCACACAUGGACUGAACCCGAACCCGAGCUCGCCCUCAACACACUGCUCACACAACUGGCUUCCAGACAGAACCACGUGACCAGGCCGAGAGUGUUGAAAGUGCAGGGCAGAGAGCUGACCUUAAACCAGACCUGCGGUCGCCUCGCUGAUUGUACCUUCCAAGAGCUGUGUGAGCGUCCAUUAGGAGCGAGCGAUUAUCUGGAGAUCGCUCGCCAUUUCGAUACAGUCAUCAUCCGUAACGUGCCUCGGCUGAAGGUUGCGCUAAAGGACCAAGCCCGGCGCCUCGUUACGCUUAUCGACAUCUUCUACGACCAGAAGGUGAGGGUAGCGGUGUUAGCCGAAGCCCCUCUGUACCGUCUCUUUGAUGGAGGCUCUAUGUCUGGAGAGGAAGAGAGGGAUCGUCUGAUGCUCGACGAGCUCGGCCUCACUAAUGAAGCGGCGAAGCGACUGAUGCUCUUCACCUCCGAGGAGGAGAUUUUUGGCCUGCAGAGGAUGCUGUCCCGCCUCACAGAGAUGCAGAGCAAGCAGUACUGGAUUCAAGCAGAGCGAUGGCACACGUGAACCGCCGCUUUAAAGAGCUUCGACUAAACCAGACAAAGUACAACAAUAAAAUAAUACACAAGAAGUUUCUUUACACUCUUAAAAAUGAACACACAACCACUGAAGGCCAUAAAGUCUUUCAAGUGUAUCACAUUAAUUAAAUUAUAUUAUAUUGUUUAAUCCA
Messenger RNA from Hemibagrus wyckioides, 1829 nucleotides. RefSeq names its product AFG1 like ATPase b (gene afg1lb). The transcript is spliced from 13 exons. Gene Ontology annotation, cellular component: cytoplasm; mitochondrion. The coding region runs from base 230 to 1666 and encodes 478 amino acids. Gene Ontology annotation, molecular function: ATP hydrolysis activity; ATP binding. NCBI's taxonomy places the organism in Eukaryota, Metazoa, Chordata, Actinopteri, Siluriformes, Bagridae. The record is from RefSeq and is a predicted model, not a curated record.